AUGACUAUGGAAAUUCUUCCUACUCCCCAAGGGAUGGGAACUGAACUCUCAAUGACCGGCCUCAUUGCUAUCACCUGGGCGGGAACAGGAGUAAGCAUCCUGUUUACGUCUGCUCGUAUCGCGAUCCGAAUCGUGUAUGUGAAGCGUCUACUAGCGGAUGACUAUUUCAUGCUGCUUGCCUUAGCCUUUUUGAUAACGAACGCAGUAUUACAGACUCUUCAGGCUCCACACAUCUAUUAUAUAGUCUUCAAUAUGACUGGGCCAGAUAUUGUCGACCACGGACUUCGCUACACCCACUACGAGUUUGCGAUCAUUGGGAUCUUCUGGUCCGUGCUGUGGAGCGUAAAAGCCUCAUUUCUAGCACUCUUCUGGAUGAUAUCCAACGGGUUGCCUCGGUACCGGCGGGUCUGGUGGGCCACCGUUGUGUUUGCAGCCUUGGCAUAUAUCGGAUGUUGGAUUGGGUCUGUGUACACAUGUCACCCGCCAUCGAAUUACUUCAAGUUUGUCAUGUCUCUCCCACUUCGCAUCAUCUGGCAUGCAAAGAUCAACAUGCAACAAAAGAUUGGGUUAGGGAUAGUGUUCUGUCUUGGCAUCAUAAUUGUCGCAGCGGCAAUUAUCCGAGCAGUUGCUAUCACCGGAAAGGCAUAUUCGGACCAAGCAGCGCUUGCACUAUCAUCGUCGGAUCCCUACCUCCAUUCCGAUCUAUCAUAUCCACCAAGCCAGACAGCAACCAGUCCCCUUCUGGCUCCUCCGGUGUCACGCCCAACUCCCAUGAUCGAAACCAUUCCACACGCGGAGAACACCGGUCGGACAUAA
Messenger RNA from Penicillium psychrosexuale, 816 nucleotides. RefSeq lists its product as uncharacterized. The coding region runs from base 1 to 816 and encodes 271 amino acids. Lineage: Eukaryota; Fungi; Ascomycota; Eurotiomycetes; Eurotiales; Aspergillaceae. The transcript is spliced from 3 exons. The record is from RefSeq and is a predicted model, not a curated record.